GGUAUAUAAACGAGAGCGGAACUUUCCUCCGCCCAGAGCAGACCGACGGACCAAAAGCCAUGAUGCGCCGCCAGGUCACCACCGCCAUUUUACUCUUCCUGGUCGUCGACGUGUUGAGUCAGACCACCCAGAAACCAACCACGACCAAGAAACCGACCACGAGCAAACCGCCGACCACCCCAAAAGCCACCACCACGAAGAAACCCUCGACCACCAAGCCUCCCACAACCACCAAAGCACCAAUUUGCAACCAGCAGAAUUUCGAAGUUCUGAAGAGCUGUUGCAAGGGCAGUGUUGGCCGAUUCUUCACCGACGCGGAAAUCACGACUUGCACCAAGGGUUUGUCCGACCGCCGACUUCUCACCUUCACCAACUUCAACUUCCACUCGCUCUACGACAACAACAACAACUUCGUGUUCGAUUCGACGGCCACAAAGAAUGCGAUUGGACCGCUUUUCGCCGUCAAUGAAUGUCUCUUCCGAUUGAAGAAUAAUUUGAUCGACGCGAGCGACAACAUAAUUUACGACAACAUCGUCACCCUGAUCACGCCUGCCUUCUCAGCAAACAUGUUGAGCGCAGGCGCACCCCCGGCGGUCGCGUCCGCUUCUCUGCCCGCAGAAAUGACCAAACUUUGCAAAACUGUGGUCGAAGCCAUGGUGCCGAAAACAAUGACGACGCCGUACAACAGCACGUCGACGGCCACCAGCCUGACGCGUCCGUUUUUGCUGAUGCAGUGCCUGAAAAGGACCCCUCUCGAUUCGUGUCCGCCGACGCUGAGAACGACCACUGCGGCGUGCACCACCGCUGCCGCCAACUUGAAAAUCUGCGGCUAUUUCAACACCACCGUCACUUAUCUGACGUAAUUAGCUACGGGAAACGUCCAAUUGCCAGUUGACGACCUCUCUUGUUCAUUUGAAUAAAUUUAAAGAAAAUAAGGCGAAAUAAAAUAUUAGUUUUGAGUUUGAAACAA
Messenger RNA from Neocloeon triangulifer, 970 nucleotides. RefSeq lists its product as uncharacterized. Lineage: Eukaryota; Metazoa; Arthropoda; Insecta; Ephemeroptera; Baetidae. The record is from RefSeq and is a predicted model, not a curated record. The transcript has 10 exons. The coding region runs from base 60 to 863 and encodes 267 amino acids.